Molecule: messenger RNA, 4524 nt
Organism: Sardina pilchardus (European sardine)
Lineage: Eukaryota; Metazoa; Chordata; Actinopteri; Clupeiformes; Clupeidae
Gene: ptprub
Product: protein tyrosine phosphatase receptor type Ub
Biological process (GO): protein dephosphorylation
Cellular component (GO): membrane
Molecular function (GO): protein tyrosine phosphatase activity; protein binding
Source: RefSeq, a predicted model, not a curated record
UCCGCUGCGUUUCAAUAGGAAUUCAGGGAAUCGAUGGGCCAGAGUCAACAACUUCUCAACCAGCCCUUUCGGAGUCUCUGAAAUGAUUAUUGCUGAUAUCCCAAACCGGACUAAAACGACAGAAUGAACACCUGCGCUUUUCUGUUGAUUUUGGCUGUCCAAAUCCACGCCGAUGGCAUUGAAGGACCAACAGCGGGGUGCACGUUUGAUGAGGACUCGGACCCCAGCCUAUGUGAGUACAGUCAGGGGGACGAUGACGACUUUGACUGGCAGCUCUUCAGAAGCCAAGGCACCUCACAUGCGUCCACAGAUCUCCUCCGAGGGUCGUACUUGAUGGUGAACUCCUCCCAGCAUGCUCCGGGUCAGCGGGCCCAGCUGCUGCUGCAGACGCUGAGCGAGAACGACACACACUGCGUGCAGUUCAGCUACUUCCUGUACAGCCGCGACGGCCACAGCCCCGGGGCGCUGCGCGUCUACGUGCGCGUCAACGGCGGCGUGCUGGGCCUGCCCGUCUGGAACGUCACCGGCUCCCACGGCCGCCAGUGGCAUCAGGUGGAGCUGGCCGUCAGCAUGUUCUGGCCCAACGAGUACCAGAUCCUGCUGGAGGCAAUUGUCUCUAAAGAGCGGCAUGGAUACAUCGCUGUUGACGACAUUAUGAUACUGAAUUACCCUUGUUAUAAAGCUCCACACUUCUCGCGACUGGGAGACAUGGAGGUCAAUGUCGGCCAGAAUGCCUCUUUUCAGUGUGUGGCAUCCGGGCGGCCGUCUGAGACAGAAACUUUCCUUCUAGAGCGGCACAACGGGAAAGUGACGACCUCUACCUCGGUCAAGCACCUGAACUACCGGCGCUUCGUGGCCUCUUUCCAACUGGACAACGUCCAGAAGCCUGAGCAGGACGUCUAUCGCUGCGUUGCCCUCUCCCCCCGAGGCGCGGGGGUCUCCAACUUUGCUGAGCUGCUCGUCAAAGUUCCUCCAUCUCCCAUCGCACCGCCUCAGCUCCUCAGGGCUGGCUCCACCUACCUAAUCAUCCAGCUCAACACCAACUCCAUCCUGGGCGACGGGCCCAUCAUUCGCCGGGAGAUCGAGUUCCGCGCCAGCCACCUGCCCUUCUCGGAGAUCAAUGGGGUCAACAUGGUCACCUACAAGCUGUGGCACCUCGACCCCGACACUGAGUACCAGGUCAGCGUGAUGCUCACCCGGCCUGGGGAGGGGGGGACAGGGCCCCCAGGACCCCCCCUCAUCAGCAGAACUAAGUGUGCAGAGCCCAUGCGUGCCCUGAGAGGCCUGACGGCGACGGACAUCCAGCCUCGUCAGCUGACCCUUCAGUGGGAGAUGCUGGCCUUCAACGUGACGCGCUGCCACACCUACUCCGUCUCGCUGUGCUACCGCUACUCGCUGGGUGGCACGGGGGGCACCAGCGGGGGCACACCGGCGGGCGUGGGCGCGGGCACUGCUACGGCGGGUGCCGCGGCGCCCACGGGAGGGGUCGGCGGAGCCGGCGGGCACAACACCACCACGGUGCGCGAGUGCCUGCCCGUGGAGCGGAACAGCUCCCGCGUCACCCUCCGAGACCUGCCGCCCUACCACACCGUCCACGUGCGUCUGGUGCUUGCCAACACCGAGGGCAAGAAGGAGGGCCGCGAGGUGGUCUUUCAGACCGAGGAGGACAUUCCUGGCGGCAUCGCCUCGGAGUCGCUGACCUUCACGCCGCUGGAGGACAUGAUUUUCAUGAAGUGGGAGGAGCCGCUCGAACCCAAUGGUCUUAUCACUCAGUAUGAGAUCAGCUACCAGAGUAUCGAGUCGACCGAUCCAAGCGUCAAUGUGCCAGGUCCACGGCGCACGGUCUCCAAACUACGGAACGAGACGUACCACAUGUUCUCCAACCUCCACCCCGGAACCACGUACCUGAUCUCCGUACGAGCCCGCACAGCCAAGGGCUUCGGCCAGACGGCCCUCACGGAGAUCACAACCAACAUCUCUGCUCCCACCUUUGACUAUGGGGACAUGCCGUCUCCGCUGAGUGAGACGGAGAGCACCAUCACGGUCCUGCUGCGGCCGGCUCAAGGCAGGGGGGCGCCAGUCAGCACGUACCAGGUGGUGGUGGAGGAGGAGAGUGUGCGCCGGGUGCGGCGCGAGCUCGGCCCGCAGGAGUGCUUCCCUCAGCCCACCUCCCACAGCGAGGCGCAGGCGCGUGGCGCCCCCCACUACUACACCGCCGAGCUGCCCCCCAGCAACCUCAGCGAGGCCCGCUACUUCACCGUCGGAGACAACCACACCUACAACGGCUACUGGAACCCGCCCCUUGACCCCAGGAAGAGCUACGUCAUCUACUUCCAGGCCAUGAGCAACUUCAGAGGGGAUACCAGGAUCAACUGUGUCCGCAUCGCCCGGAAAGCUGCAUGUAAGGACCACCGGCGGGCCCUGGAGGUGACCCAGCACUCGGAGGAGAUGGGCCUGACUGGGGUGUGUGCUGGGGGCCUGGUGGUGCUCAUCCUGCUCCUGGGCGCCAUCAUCAUCAUCAUAAAGAAAGGUAGGAAGCCCGGGACCAUGAAUAAGACGCCCAUCACGUACCGGCAGGAGAAGAACCACAUGAUGGGCUCCAUGGAGCGCAGCUUCACUGACCAGAGCACGCUGCAGGAGGACGAGCGCAUGGCCCUGUCCUUCAUGGACGCGCACACCUGCAGCACGCGCAGUGAUCCGCGCAGCUCGAUGAACGAGUCCAGCAGCCUGCUGGGGGGGUCUCCGCGGCGGCAGUGUGGCGGGCGCAAGGGCUCCCCCUACCACACGGGGCAGCUCCACCCGGCCGUGCGCGUGGCCGACCUCCUCCAGCACAUCAACCAGAUGAAGACGGCCGAGGGCUACGGCUUCAAGCAGGAGUACGAGAGUUUCUUCGAGGGCUGGGAUGUUACCAAGAAGAAGGACAAGACUAAAGGCAGACAGGAUACCUUAAUGGGAUACGAUCGCCACAGGGUGAAGCUCCAUCCCCUGCUCGGAGACCCCAACUCAGACUAUAUCAACGCCAACUACAUUGAUGGCUAUCAUCGAUCCAACCACUUCAUCGCCACUCAGGGACCCAAGCAGGAGACGGUGUAUGACUUCUGGAGGAUGGUGUGGCAGGAGAACUGUUUCAGCAUCGUCAUGAUCACCAAGCUGGUGGAGGUGGGCCGGGUGAAGUGCUGUAAGUACUGGCCCGAUGACAGUGAGCUGUACGGUGACAUUAAGAUCACACUCCUGAAGACUGAGACCCUGGCCGAGUACACUGUGCGCACCUUCAGUCUGGAGAGGAGAGGCUACUCAGCCAAGCACGAGGUGCGGCAGUUCCACUUCACCUCCUGGCCAGAGCACGGCGUUCCGUACCACGCCACCGGCCUGCUGGCCUUCAUCAGGAGAGUCAAAGCCUCCACCCCACCCGACGCUGGGCCAGUGGUGGUGCACUGCAGUAUGGGUGCUGGGCGCACUGGCUGCUACAUUGUGUUGGAUGUGAUGCUGGACAUGGCAGAAUGCGAAGGAGUUGUGGACAUUUAUAACUGUGUCAAAACACUCUGCUCACGGCGCAUUAAUAUGAUACAAACCGAGGAGCAGUACAUAUUCAUCCACGAUGCCAUUCUGGAGGCCUGCCUGUGUGGAGAGACUGCCAUCCUGGUGAACGAGUUCGCGCCCACCUACAAGGAGAUGCUGCGGGUGGACACUCAGAGCAACUCGUCCCAGCUCCGCGAGGAGUACCAGACGCUGAACUCGGUGACGCCGCACCUGGACGUGGAGGAGUGCAGCAUCGCGCUGUUGCCGCGCAACCGGGAGAAGAACCGCAGCAUGGACGUGCUGCCGCCGGACCGCGCGCUGGCCUUCCUGGUGACCACGGAGGGCGAGAGCAACAACUACAUCAAUGCGGCGCUGGCCGACAGCUUCCACCAGCAGGCCUCCUUCAUCGUCACGCCGCACCCGCUGCCCGGCACCACCGCCGACUUCUGGAGGCUGGUCUUCGACUACGGAUGCACCUCCGUGGUCAUGCUCAACCAGCUCAACCAGUCCAACUCUGCCUGGCCGUGUGUGCAGUAUUGGCCAGAGCCCGGUAUGCAGCAGUACGGUCCCAUGCAGGUGGAGUUCCUCUCCGUGUCCGCCGACGAUGACGUGAUCACGCGCAUCUUCCGAGUGAAGAACGUUACAAGGCUGCAGGAGGGUCAGCUGGUGGUGUGCCAGUUCCAGUUCCUGCGCUGGUCUGCGUACCGAGACGUGCCCGACUCCAAGAAGUCCUUCCUCAACCUGCUGGCCCACGUGCACAAGUGGCAGAGGGAGUGCGGGGACGGACGCACCGUCGUCCACUGCCUGAACGGCGGCGGGCGCUGCGGCACCUUCUGUGCCUCGACCAUCCUGCUGGAGAUGAUCCAGUACCAGAGCAUGGUGGACGUCUUCUACGCCGUCAAGACCCUGCGCAACGCCAAGCCCAACAUGGUGGAGUCUCUGGAUCAGUAUCGCUUCUGCUAUGACCUGGUGAUGGAGUACCUGGACUGCUUGGAGGUGAGAUAG